AUGGCGCUCAAGACUCUCUCGGCAAAGGCUGCGGCAGCUCUCGAUAGAGACCUUAUGAGCACCGGCGCCUUCUCGAUUGACCAGCUGAUGGAGCUGGCUGGUCUUUCGGUUUCCCAAGCCGUUUACCGUGUUCAUCCCGUCACUCAGGGAAGCAGGGUUCUUGUUGCCGUUGGCCCUGGAAACAACGGAGGGGAUGGCCUCGUUGCAGCCCGCCACCUCCGCCAUUACGGCUUUCUACCCACCGUUUAUUACCCGAAACGGAGCAAGAACGAUCUAUACCAGCGCCUGGUCAAGCAGUUGGAAGACCUCGAUGUUCCCUUUGUCGAAGACUUCCCAGCUGCCCUGGAGUCGACUGACCAUGUGGUCGAUGCCAUCUUCGGCUUCAGCUUCUCUGGCGAGGUCCGAGAGCCGUUCCCCGCCGUCAUCCAGGCCAUGGCCAACACCAAGGUGCCGGUGACCUCGGUCGACGCCCCGUCGUCGUGGAAUAUUGAGGAGGGGCCACCCAAGUCCGGAACUGGCAGCUCGUUCCACCCUGAUGUCCUUGUCAGUUUGACGGCGCCGAAACCUCUUGUCAAGUUCUUCAGUGGUCGUCAUUUCAUCGGCGGUCGGUUUGUCACGCACGCUAUCGCAAAAAAGUAUGAUUUCGAUGUUCCGGAGUACGAGGGAAUCGAUCAGGUUGUCGAGGUCGGGCCCGAAGGACACAAGCUUUGA
This is a messenger RNA of Lasiosphaeria miniovina, 711 nucleotides long. RefSeq names its product YjeF N-terminal domain-containing protein. NCBI's taxonomy places the organism in Eukaryota, Fungi, Ascomycota, Sordariomycetes, Sordariales, Lasiosphaeriaceae. The transcript has 7 exons. Bases 1 to 711 code for a protein of 236 amino acids. Gene Ontology annotation, cellular component: mitochondrion. The record is from RefSeq and is a predicted model, not a curated record. Gene Ontology annotation, molecular function: NAD(P)HX epimerase activity.